Messenger RNA from Alligator mississippiensis (American alligator), 3223 nucleotides. RefSeq names its product regucalcin-like. The coding region runs from base 366 to 1265 and encodes 299 amino acids. Gene Ontology annotation, biological process: L-ascorbic acid biosynthetic process. The transcript is spliced from 8 exons. NCBI's taxonomy places the organism in Eukaryota, Metazoa, Chordata, Crocodylia, Alligatoridae. The record is from RefSeq and is a predicted model, not a curated record. Gene Ontology annotation, molecular function: enzyme regulator activity; calcium ion binding; gluconolactonase activity.
AGUCACUCUUUUGAAUCAGCAGGAGAGCUAUUAACAGAAUCUUCCUUACUGAAGGUUUAUUCAGGAGGGAUUCUUCUAAGGACAAAACAAAUCAAACGAAGAUAAUUCUUCAGUUGACUGUUGGACAACAUUACUGCGUAGGAUACCAUAGAGGCACCUCUACCCCAGCUACCCAAAGCCUGUUGUUGAAAGAAGCACCUCUGGACAGAGAAAUCUAAGCCUCCGUAUCUGCUCUCCUAUGGGGACUGAACUAGAUGAUCUUAUGAGGUCCCUUCCAGCCCUACUUUCCUAUGAUCUAUUGCAGGGUUCACUCUCAGAUGUAGGCACAGAGAUUGUUCAUCUUCCUCUAGUAUCUUUCACAGACCAUGUCUUCUAUUAAGAUUGAGUCUGUUGUGAAGGACAAGAACCGGAUGGGAGAAUGCCCCAUGUGGGAAGAGAGGGAAAAUGUACUUGUAUAUGUGGAUAUUAAUGCACAAAAAGUUUGCCGCUGGAAUGCUGUCACCAAUGAAGUGCAGAGUGUGUCUGUGGAUGCUCGUGUUGGGUCAGUGGCCCUUCGAGAACGUGGAGGUUAUGUAAUUGCUCUUGGAACCCGGUUUGCCUUUCUAAACUGGGAAGACCAGUCUGUGACUACUAUUGUUGAACUUGAACAGGAUAAAACAAACAACAGAUUCAAUGAUGGGAAAGUGGAUCCACAGGGAAGGUUUUUUGCUGGGACCAUGGCUGAGGAGACAGAACCUGGUGUGCGAGCAAGACACCAAGGGGCCCUCUACACCCUCUUCCCUGACCAUUCUGUAGUCAAACAACUGGAACAGGUGGACAUCUCUAAUGGUUUGGAUUGGUCACUGGAUUGCCAAACUUUCUUUUACAUCGAUAGCUUGACAUAUGCUGUGCAUGCUUUCAACUAUGAUGAGCAUACAGGAAAGAUUGCCUGCCGUAAAACUGUGUACAAACUUGAAAAGGAGGAGCAAAUGCCUGAUGGGAUGUGCAUUGAUGCAGAAGGGAAACUUUGGGUGGCCUGCAUUGAUGGAGGGAGAGUGAUCCGUAUAGAUCCUGAGACAGGGAAACGAAUCCAAACAGUGAAGCUGCCAGCUUCAAGAAUCACUUCGUGCUGCUUUGGUGGAAAAGACUAUUCAGAAAUGUAUGUGACUUCUGCCUAUGAUGGGCUGGACAAGGAGGCUUUGGCAAAAGAACCUCAGGCAGGAGAGAUUUUCAAGAUAACUGGCCUUGGUGUGAAAGGAACUGCCCAAUACUUGUAUGAUGGUUAAAUAGUCGCUCUUCAUAACAGACAAAAUAAAGGCAUGACACUUGCAGGAGAGUUUUGGGAAAGGAAAAGUUCAAGUUGCAAUUUUCUAUGCAUAUCUGAAAACCUGCUUUCUUUACAGUUUAGAAGUACAUUUUUCUUCCAGUUUGGAAUCACAGCAUGGUACAACAGAAUUUUAGUAAAAGCAGAUAAAUGAGGUGUAACAUUAGAUGUCAGAAUAAAUUAAAAUGUGUACACAUUUAAUUAUUUUAUUAUAUAGCAUUAUCCUCCUUUAUCAUAUAUUGCAGAUUUCCUAGGUUUCCCCAGUGCCCCAGUUUCAUAUGGCAAGUUCUGGCCUUUAAUAUUUGUAUAGCUCAGAUGCUUGGUUUAUUUUAAUGAAUUAACUGUAAUGACACACUCUGAUUUUAGUAAACUUUUGCAAAUGUGCUAACUAAACUGCACCUCUGCUUUUGGAUUCCUAACAGGAACCUAUUUUUGCCAGUCAUACCUCUCAGUUUUUAGUUCUUUAUUUUGCCUUACUGUUGAUCUUUGGUCAUGUUGCUUGUGAAGAAGCAUCAGUUUCUGUAGUCAAUAGCACACAAAGGAAUGAUGUGGCUAGCUCCAUAUCUGGCCAUCUUGGAUUCCUCAGUUACCUCUGUAUAGGUGAUUUGACUGGAGAUGUGGCCUUUGACCCGAAUCCAGAGCAAAGACUAAACUCAUAAACCUGGAGCUGUAGCAAAACCCCUUCAGUGCUUUGCCACACAACUAAGCAUUGCCUUUAAGAUAACUUUGGUAUUUCUUUUGUCUAACCAGGAAGAUCUACUAUGUACCUUACUAAGGAUGGGAUCUUCUGGAGUUGUCUUCUAAACUCAGCACUCCUGCCUCUUAGGACCGUUAUGGGCUUUGAUUAAAGAAGGGGGCGGCUGCCUUUCAGCAGAAUCCUAUUUCUGGGACUUUCUGUUUUUGCUCCCUGUGCUUGGCACUGACCAGGGCAGGGUAGCACUGUUCAUGGCUUAACCUGCACCCCCGCCCCCCCAAGUGUGGGUUCCCACAUCUUGUGCCCAGAUCAAAUAACCUUCCUAGUUGCCAGUGGAGUUCAGCUUCCCCUGUAAGGACACAUCUCUCCUCUUUCAGCUGCUAUUGGGCAUCCUUGUCCCAAGAUCUGGAUCAGCCAUGGGGUAACCUCUGAGUCACUGCUCCAUAGAACCAGUGCGCCUUGCUCCUCCUGUCAAAACAAAUGCAAUUGCUGGUGGCGAAUAGGGGAAGCUCUGGGGAACCAUGCUGCCCAGUCUUCCAACUCUAGUCCCUGUGUGGGACGGGGAUGCAAUGAACCAGCAAAGGGGCACCUGCGCUCUGCCAGGGCCAGCAUCAAUGCUGCCCUGGUUACAGCAGGGAGAGACGCAGCUGGAUCUGGUGCUGCUGAGCCCUGCGGGUGCUGGGAAGCAUAGAGGUAGCUCUGUUGUAGCUGCUGCUGAGCUGUCAUAGCAUAAGAGUCUUUCCUGGGUUUGGCUUGGAUGGAGGGUGUAAAGGAGCAAAGCUGACAAGAGGAGCAGCAGCUGUGAGGGUCAGUACUGUACUUAGCUCUGUAAGGAGGAGAAAGGCAGUCAGGUGUUGAGGUGUGAGCAGCCUUGGAACUGCACAGAAAAACAAGGCUGUAUGUGUGUGGGGACUGGGCCAGGACAAAGUGGGAGAGGCAGCAGAGCAGUUCCACCUGGUAUCAGGGCAGCACAGCAUCCUUAAACGGAUCUUGUAGCACAGCUCCCUGGCUGAGAAUCGCUGAUCUACGGUUAGUGAACUGAACUUCUGGUUACUUCUGGUCCUUCAAAUGUUUAGAACUCGUAGAUCUGAGCCUCUGAUUUAAAUAAAUACAUAUUAGGGGGGAAAAAAGGAAAAAUUCCAUUCUGCCAUGGGAAAAGAGGUAGUAACCUAAGAAGUUCAGCUCCUCACAGGAACUCACAGUUUGGAUUUUAACAUCUAGGAAUU